AAGAUCACGGAGUGUGAACAAACAUGAAAUUCUGCUUUUCGAAUUCAGAAUAAAAAGAACUCGAAAGAAGGAUGCUUGGCCACGGCAUGUUUAACUGGUGGGGGUUUUCACCUCCACUGGAUUUCUUCAGUUAUUUGAAAGAAAGUAGUACCUGUACAGAUGGUGCGCGGGACGGAGAGGUGGUGCAGGUGGCCGUGGUGGGUGCUGGGGACCCUCGCCACCUGCUGCAAACACUGGCCAAAAGGGUCGGUACAAAGCGGCUUAGGAUUUUCAUACUAGAGGCUUAUGUGGAGGUGUACGCACGGCUGCUGUUGCUACUGGGAGCGAGUCUGCAGAUUGGCAUGGGGGUGAGGGAACGAGCCACGCUUCUGCUCGACCUGUGGGCCAACCUGUACCUCCGACCCACGUCCAGGGCCUAUCUGGAGCUCGUCGGUCGGAGGUUUUCAAUGGCCAUGACAGACGAGGCCUUGCAUUCCAAUCUCAUCGGCCUGGUGUCCGCCGGUCGACUCAAGUACCGUGAGAGGGAUGCUAUGGACGCUGUGUGUCGCUCAUGGUUCACUCUCUCAGCAGGAGAUUAUGAUCCCUCCCUAUCAUGGGAUGUACGACUGCGGCAGCUGUUGAAGACUCGUUACGACAGCAGGAGGGCAGAGGCGGACUGGGCCUGGCACAUGCGCCUUGCUUUCCGGACUCAACAAUUACAGACUGCGGUAAAGGAAGCUGAGGACAGGAAGGAACAGAAAGGCGGAAGUACUUUCCUAAGCACCGGCUGGGGCCAAGAAUUCCUGACGUGGCGGGAGGACGGGCGUGCCUUGGCUCUGGGGGCGGAGGCGACACCAACACUCCCCAACACAUCACUUGCCUCAGUGGCAACGGUGAUGGAGGGGUCGACGAAGCAUCGGCGCAUCGGGUACUGGGGGGACGUGCUCACAGGGCCCUUCCCUGCACUGGCCCUCGCCUCCACUGACCCGCGGGCUGCCAAGGCGCAAAACAAUAGAAACGCUCACAGCGGCAGCGAAGUAGCCCUCUGGAAUAUGGAGAGUUUACUGGAUGAGCUUUGGGCAACCUACCUUCAGGAAACAAAUGAUGAUACAGUAUAUGUAAAUACGGCUGACAAACUUGAGGCAAAGGAACUGAUAAAGAGCAAAUCACCGAGUGCGGAGGAACAUCUUGAAAACAUGUGUGACACUGUUGAAAAGUUACACAUCCAGCAAGGUAAGGAUGGCCUGGCUGGUGGUGAAGGAAAGGACACAAAUGGAGAAGCCAAUAUCGAGAAUCCACAGACAAAUACGCACUCAGUAAAUGCAGAUGUACAGAAUAUGAACGUUAUGGUAAACAAAAAUGAGGACGAUGAGAAUUCCAAGAAGCGUGUCAAGAGUAAACCUCCGAGAAAGAAAAGCAGCGUGGAAGGAGGAAGAGCUUAUAUUGAUUAUUUGAAGCUGGACGGAGUGGAGAUCAUCUUGUUGUCCCCGUCGCGCCUCAACGAUCUGUCUUCACUAUCAGAAAUCGAGGGAGAACUAGACCUGAUUUACCUGUCAGCAGCCAUGGCCCACAUGAUGUCCCCUUCUUUCUUCCUGAAGCACCGAGGCGCACACACACAGCUUCUCCUCGAGACUGUUCAGAUGUUCCCGCAGCUGACGGACGACCAAGUCAAGGAAUACCAGACACGGGUGACGGCCUCGGCGGGCGAGGCAGGCUGGAAGCAGCAAGCCUCACCACACCCUCUGUGCCACCUGCGUUUCCACAGGUGAACACUUGCCGAUCGACAAGAGAUUCUCACUACCCACUGUAAACCUUUCCCAGCACUCUCCUUACAGUACAACUGCUUAUAGUAUGCCAGCAGUUUUCAAAUGAAGUUUAGCUUCUUGGCUUAUAACUACAUUCUAAAUAUUUAGAGAGAAGGCGAGUAAGGCAGAAACAUGGCAGUGUGAAGUCCAUUGUAAUAUUCUUUUAUUGCUUCACAAGAUGGAGUAUAAAUAAAAAAAAAAUCACAGAUGAAACUCUAUGAAGCAGCAGGUUAGGAGGGGUGGUGCCGGCCCUCGUCGGCACUGCCGGUGCUUCAGUGGAGGAAGAUGACAGCAUAGUGAAAUUUUCAAGCAAAUCUAUGGAAAAUUAAAAUUCUAUUGCAUAAAAUAUUGUAAUAAUUAACUAAUAGGUAUUGUAAUUAAAUGGCAAUGAAGAGAAAAACAGACAUCAAGUAAAGCCUUAAAGCCUCCUCCCUCACGCCCCGGCAGACCCGCGUCGCCACCACCGGGCCACGGCCGCGCGAGGGGCGAUGCGGGUGUGCUGCAGCUGGAUAUGUUGGAACUAGUGAAGACUUGAAAAGCAAAAAUAAUGAAUUAGGAAAUCGAAUAUAUAUGCGUGUCUGGGGCAGCCGAUUGAUGUGGAGACGUCCUCCGCGCCUCAGUUUGACGUCGUGGCGGUGAAGGAAUAGUAACGUGAGGCGGGAACAGCGAAAGUGAUAUGCUGUUAUCUCACUUCAUUUGAAGAAACUGUGGUUUUGUCAGAAUUUCUAGUUUGAUGGUGUAAACAAAUAUUGCAGCACGCGAGGAUCUUUUGUAAAACUUAAUGCAUAAUAUACUGUAGUAGUGCAAGAAGGUAUGCGCCAUGAAAGGAUCUUAGUACAACUGAGGUGACAAGCUUCUAUAUCUUAGGAAAGAGCCUCUCUUAGUUAGGUUUAGAUGUAUAAGGUAUGAAAAACAGCAAAUAGAUAGGUGGAGGUGCUGUGUGCUAGUAAUAUUCAUUAUGUAAAGCAAAUUUGUCGUGAGAGAACAUUAGAGUCACAAAACUACUUUAAAAGGAAGUUAUACAGUGUCAGUCAAAGAAGUGUGUCUGAUUCCCUCAUUAGUCUGGAUCAUUGCCAAGGGGGAAGAAUAACGUUAGAAAGUGUGAAAGAUGCCGGGAAGAGAAGACUAGGAAGCAAAAGUUAAAGAAGAAUUGUUAAAGGCACGAGAUGAGACAUGUAAAAAUAUUGAAAGCAAUGUCUGAAGACACUACAUAUCUAAGUAGCGUCCUCAGUUUAUCUGCAUUCUGUCUUUCUAAAAGGUGCUCACACAAAACUACCAUGAGCCGUACAAUGACUCAGAGCUCUAAGGAGGAGAUUAUACGUACUCUUGCCUUCCAUACGUUCCCUUCCGUAGGUCUGACUCGAAUCACAGCCAGAAUAUUGGCAGCUACAACACCAAGGGCUACCAGUAGUUUCAAAACUUAGGCAUUAUCCUGUAUACCAUAACAGUUAAUCUUCAUCCGCACAAGGUUGGCAUAUUCAUGAAGUUAAUGCCAACACAUGACUUGUUUACAUCUCAGGCAACGUGUAUUGCUUCAAUAUAUACAUGUACCUAGAUUACAGAUACUUUGACACCUCUCCUCCCUUCAUUGUGCUCGCUAUGUAUUUCCAUACCUUCUUAAAAUUAACUUAAACACUACAAAACCAAGACAAACGUAAGCAGUGAGGCAAGAGAACCAGGAGCCAGGGCCGCUGGAAGUUCAUGAGAAGGCGAUGUGAUGGACGAGAUCACGAUGUUUCCUUCCUUACUGAAUGGCUUUACUUGGUGGUGUUGCUGGUCGGGGGCGUGGAAGGUCCUGAGGCUGUAGGAAACACCUUGGAGUUGCAGCGAUCAGCAAGGUUUGUCAUCAUCAGGGAAAAGUAGACAUCACAGACAUUGGGCUGUAGCUGCUUUCUUCUCUUCUCUUGUUACAGCUACUUCAGUUUAAGCUCUCCAGCGGCAGGUGCUCCUUGAUUAGCUGUGAAAGUGCAACAGUGUCAGUGAUAUAACAACACUGAUAUAUUUAUUUAGUAAAUAAGCUUUUAUUUUCCAAGCCCUAUCAUCCACUGUUUCAAUAAAACUGUAGAAAACUAGAAAUAUCAUCCUUAGGAACAUCACAUGUGACUAGUAUUUGUGUAAAGAAAUUCCAUCCAUGGAUGAAUGCCUUCACAUUGAAUUUCUGAAGUCAUCACUGAACUGAAUGUAAGACGCUUAUAGAUAGUAAAUAAAUAAGAAGCCAUAU
Molecule: messenger RNA, 4005 nt
Organism: Scylla paramamosain (green mud crab)
Lineage: Eukaryota; Metazoa; Arthropoda; Malacostraca; Decapoda; Portunidae
Gene: Dnaaf3
Product: dynein axonemal assembly factor 3-like
Exons: 9
Coding region: 72-1748 (558 amino acids)
Biological process (GO): motile cilium assembly; axonemal dynein complex assembly
Source: RefSeq, a predicted model, not a curated record